AUGGCUGCUGUGCUGAGUCGCAAGUCACGACAAGUCAUCGCCUGGAAUUUGAAAAACCCAUGGACCCAAGUGAGCGAGGGAUCGUUGUGUUUAGCCUCAAAUAACGUCCUUGGCACUUGUACUUCCCUGAAAAAUUGCUAUCCGUAUUUCAAGUUUCCGGAUUUGUAUUCGUGGGAGCGUUGGAUUAUCGGAAAUUACGACACGUGCAGUUAUUACAACGAAAUGGGCUAUCAAACGUUCGGGAUUUGUUGCACAAAUAGCGUUCAGCAAGUUGGAGCAGGUACCGAGUCACCCGUCACUGUUGAGGAAAGUAACGAUUUGGGCGGCAUAAAAGACAGCAAUUACCCAAGUUGGCCGCCACCAAUUCCGACACAUCCGCCAGAUCACACGCCAGCAACGCAUCCGCCGCAUUUCGGGGCACCAACGACGACGCCAGCUCCUCCGCCAACGACAACGAGUAAACGAACCACGACACGUUACACGACGAAACGAACGACUUCGACAACUUCGUGGCCUGGAUGGCCCCCAACUUCGGCAACGCAUCCUCCUCCUGCGCCAACGGAAACGGAGGAAAGUGAAAGUUCGAGUUUUAAUGAUGCGUCGUGUGGUGCCAAAAGUGCUCGCGUGAUUGAAACGGAGGAUGAUGCGUUCAAAGUUGUUGGAGGACGUCCUUCGGUGUUGGGUGCCUGGCCAUGGAUUGCAGUUUUGUUCAACGGGGGCAAACAAUUUUGCGGAGGAAGUCUUAUCGAUAAUAUUCAUAUUUUGACUGCAGCACAUUGCAUCGCUCACAUGUCUUCAUGGGAUGUCGCUCGCUUGACAGUCCGUUUAGGAGAACAUAACAUCCACACAACUACCGAAACGCAACACGUUGAACGUCGCGUCAAACGUUUAGUGCGUCAUCGUGGCUUUGAUAUGAGAACUCUGUACAACGACAUUGCAAUUUUAACACUCGAUCAACCAGUGCAAUUUACGAGCAAAAUUCGUCCAAUUUGUCUUCCAUCGGCAAGCUCAUCUCGCAAAUAUAACGGAUUAACGGGAACAGUUGCUGGCUGGGGAAGUUUGUUGGAAAACGGGCGACAACCAUCGACGUUGCAGGAAGUCGAUUUGCACAUUUGGUCGAAUCAGGAAUGCAAGCAAAAGUAUGGAGCAACCGCACCUGGAGGCAUCAUUGAUUCGAUGAUUUGUGCUGGAACUGGAGGCAAAGAUUCCUGCUCGGGAGACUCUGGAGGCCCGUUGAUGUUGAAUGAUGGUCGCUGGGUUCAAGUUGGAAUUGUCAGUUGGGGCAUUGGUUGUGGCAAAGGACAAUACCCCGGCGUGUAUUCUCGAGUAUCAUCUUUCCUGCCUUGGAUCACGAAGAACACCAAGGACUACUAACCUGUUGAAUCUGCAAUCCAUGAAGAUGUUCGACUUAAAAAUAAAAUAAAAAAACGGAUUAAUUCAUGAUUUAUAUUCAUUUCUAUUUUAAUAUUAUUAUCAUUUUUAUUUUUAGCUAUGCCAUAUAUAAUAAUUAAUUAU
Culicoides brevitarsis is the source of this 1515-nucleotide messenger RNA. Its product is annotated as clotting factor G beta subunit. The coding region runs from base 1 to 1374 and encodes 457 amino acids. The record is from RefSeq and is a predicted model, not a curated record. Gene Ontology annotation, biological process: proteolysis. Gene Ontology annotation, molecular function: serine-type endopeptidase activity. NCBI's taxonomy places the organism in Eukaryota, Metazoa, Arthropoda, Insecta, Diptera, Ceratopogonidae. The transcript is spliced from 6 exons.